AUGGAGGAUGGAGCCGGAUAUUUGCAGUCAUCCGGACAGUUGACACCACGGCCAUCACGUCAGGCGGCGGCGGGAGAACAAGAUCGGCCGAGGCGAGACGAGGCAGCGGCAAUAUCUGCGCAGCCCGUGGAACAGAGAAAGAGGAACCGCCUGCCCGACCGAGACCAGCCCCAGGCGAAACGUAGUCGAGGCGGCCAUCGGAGGCAGAGGAGCCCGGCGCAGCUUCAUAGACGUCUCGGUUGUGAGCACACGUUCCCGGAUGAGCUCAAGGGCCUGACGCCGGUGGAGGAGAAGCUGAUCGCGCUGAACUCGUGCUACGGAUUCCACGUCAAGGGCCACAUCACGGUGUUCCCAAACAACGUACAAGAGCUGGCGACGGACGUGCUGCCGCACCCUCUCUUCCAGGUAAUGGACGAGAUCCACGUCUCGUGGCAGGGGGCGCUAAGGCCGACACCGAGCGAUCUGUCGAGUCUCCUAUCGGUGAGGCGGCGAGUCGUCGAGAGAGCCCUUGUCUGGUUGAAGAGGAACAACCCCACUACGCCGCGAUCGAGAUCGACGCGGCAGAGAUGGAGAGCUGGGGACCCGGCCCACGGGGUGCCGCCGUUGGUGUACGAGCGCCUGGAGCGGAACGAGCCGUCGGCGUGGGAGAAGACGCGGACGGCGCACGUCGUGCCGCCCACGGAGCGGGCCAUGGACGACGAGGGGGCGGUGGAGAUCGAAGAAGUCCUCGCCAUGCUCAACCAAGGGGAAAGCACGACGAGUCGCGAGGCCGGCGAGCCAGAGGCAAGCGAGGUGGACGAGGUGCGUGGUCAGAGCUGCGGCGAGGCCGAUGAUAAUGCGAAGACGGUCAACGAGGUGACCUCGUCAGGAUGUUUGCGUUGGACGGACCGCCCGACGUGGCCGACGUCGACAAGCUGCGGUUCGCAUGCGAUUCCGUUCGCCAAGGCGCAGCCGACGACGAGGCUCGGUCAACACGCGCGCGGCGGCGGAGGCGGGGCGCAGGACCUCCUGUCAUCCCGGAACAUGAGCCUUCGUACGUGGGCCGACACGGUGUUGCGACGCCACGGCGGCCGGUUCGCGACGCACCACAUCUUCGCAUUCCUCGUCUUCAACAUGGGCGUGCGGUCGAGGAACCGCCGCGUCAGCAUGCUGAGCGUGACGAGGAAGAACUUCCGCAAGGUGGAGCGCAUCGUACGGUCGCUGACCGCAGACGGGUUAGCGGCAGCUAGAGCCGAGCUGGAGAGCACAGGCAAGACGACCGACGACGGCGUGAAAGAGCUUCUCAGGAGCCUCUCGCUCUAUGGCUAUCGUCAGCCCAUGUCGAGAGAGCUCCGUCUCAGUAUGCGGCACAAGAUCCUGGCGCUCAUCGUCCGCUACGGCGUGCCUGCGAUCUGGUUCACGAUCAACCCAAACGACAUCACGAACCCGGUGAAGCUCCGACUGGCAGCGUACCGCACGCGCGACCCUGAGGCGGCCGAGGAGUUCCUGCGGAGCCUCGAUAUGUCGUUCAAACGGGUGAGGCUGUCCGUCUCCGACCCGAUGAGCUCAGCCAUGUUCUUCCACCGGGAGAUGACGCUGUUCUUCGAGCAUUACGUAAAUGCAGGGGAGUCGGUGUUCGGGCGCAUCGGCCACUACUACGGUGCCGUGGAGACCAACGAACGAGGAUCCCUUCACGUCCACGGGCUGCUCUGGUUACACGGAAACGCGCACCUGAGCUCCAUGCUUUCCGACGCCCACGGGGAGGAGCAGGCGGCGUACCGUGAGCGAAUCAUCCGCUAUGUCGAUAGCGUCUUCUGUGGUAGGCAGGACUUGGACCAGGAAGGCUUCUGCGCCGUGCAGGCGGAGCGUUCGGUGACGUCUGACGUCUCAUCCCUGCUGGACAGUGCCGAGCAGUUCUCGGCCGGAUUCGAAGAGGAAGCCAACUUCUGCGCCGGCGCGACGCAGAUCCACACCCACAGCCCGACAUGCGUCAAGUACUCCCUGGGCAACAAGGGGCGAAGGGGCGACCUCUGUCGCUUCAAGGCGCCAUGGAAGCUGGUCGAGGAGACGACGCUCUCACAGGACGGCGUGCUGCGGAUCCGCAGGACGCAUCCCAUGCGGAAGACCAUGGCUCUCGUCUAUUACGUGACGAAUUACGCGACCAAGGUAGAGGACCCGACGUGGAAGCGCGUCGCCGCGGCCGCGGAACUGCUGCCCGUCGUCGCAGCAGGUGGCCAGCCGGGUGCCAGGAGGAUGCCGGAAAUGGCGUCGAUAUUCACGGAGCGCGCCCUGUCGCAAGUCGAGGUCGUCGCCCAUCUCCUGGGAUACCCGAGCGAGUUCACGAGCAGCAGCGCCUGGGCGUACCUGAACGUGUCGGUGCUCUACUGGCACGUCUCCAGGCGCUGGCGACACCUUCGGCAGGAGAGCGGCACCGCGGUCGCAGACGUGUCCGUGGACGAGUCGGUCGCCGUGGAGGAAGCAGGCGAGAGGAUCAGCUUCGCCGAGGCGUACCAUCAUCGCGGACACGUCCUACGAGGCUUGUGCCUAUAUGACUAUGUUUCGCUCGUCAGGCUCCAACGCGUCGGCAAGGACGGGUGCUCCGGUGCCUGGGGAGGAAAGCACGCCGUCGUCUGCCUUGACGGCCACCUUAGCAAGGAUUUCGAGCAAGACGACGAGGAACAAUGCCACCGCCGAGCAGCCGUGCAGCAUCUUGCCCUAUUCGCGCCGUGGGAGACCUUUCUUAGCGAAGAGCGAGGCGACAUCAACGAGAUAUGGAGGCGCGCACGAGAGCGGCUUCCGCCAAGAACCUCGUGCCUCGUCGAUAACGUUCAACUACUCCGGCGGUCCGCCGAGGACGCAAAGCGAGACGCCAAGCAAUGGGCAGCGUCGUCCGGCGACGGGGAUCCGGCCGGCGCACCUGGCGAUUGGGGAGGAUGGGGAGGGGCCGGGCGAGGCGGACCGCGAGGCGGAUCCGCGUACCAGUCCGGCAACGGCGGAAACGCAACGCGGCUGAUCGAGGUCGUUAGAAGCGCGGCCGGCGCGAACCAGAUCACGGCGGGGUCGCGGAGCUUUCGGGAAUGA
Molecule: messenger RNA, 3060 nt
Organism: Hirsutella rhossiliensis
Lineage: Eukaryota; Fungi; Ascomycota; Sordariomycetes; Hypocreales; Ophiocordycipitaceae
Product: ATP-dependent DNA helicase PIF1
Exons: 9
Coding region: 1-3060 (1019 amino acids)
Source: RefSeq, a predicted model, not a curated record